UGGGGUAUAAAGGCAGAUCCCCCCCAGAAGAUGGUCGGGAUGCCCAAGACGCCUUGAAAAGGUAGCGCUGAGGAUUGCGCCUGGCAGUCCAGGGGCCAUAUUAACCUUGAAAGCAGUUUGCCCGUGGAGUGGUGUUUAACGUUUGUGUGCAUUGUCUCAUCCUCCUGCGCUAAGGCGAAAGGCUGGGGGCACAGCUGCCUACGCGCCCGAACGCGGCUGCGGAGAGCUUUGUUUUCAGAAGGGCUGGAUGCAUGGGAAUUGGUGCUUACGGGUUUGGCCUUACCUCUGUCGGACGGGGUUUGCUCGCGCUGUUGGAGGGUGUCUUGUGCCGGGAGGACUCUCUCUGCGGAAGAGGUUCAGCACAAUGAGUUGGCAUCCUGGGUGUUAGCAGCGUGAGGAGACCAGGACGGCUGCUGCCCUGCUUACCCCUUAUCCCCUCGCUUGUUCCCCUCGGGGAGACGGGUCCUGGUGUCCCUGCCCUGCCCUUCCGCCCCUUGCCCCCCACUCGCCAUAGAGGGGACGGGCCCGUUAUGGCUGGAGACAGGCUCCCACGCAAGGUGAUGGAUCCGAAGAAGCUGGCCAGCCUCCUGAGGAACGGAGCGGAGGGCACCCUGGUCAUUGACAGCCGCUCCUUCGUGGAGUACAACUCCUGGCACGUCCUCAGCUCUGUCAACAUCUGCUGCUCCAAGCUCGUCAAGAGGAGGCUCCAGCAGGACAAGGUCUCCAUCACCGAGCUCAUCCAGCCCGCCUCCAAGAUGAAGGUGGAGGCGGAGGAGCACCAGGACGUGGUGGUCUACGACCAGAGCACGCGGGAUGUGACCGGCUUGGCUGCCGACAGCUUCCUCUCCAUCCUCCUGGGCAAGCUGGACAGCUGUUUCCACAGUGUCUCCAUCCUCACAGGAGGCUUUGCCACCUUCUCGUCCUGCUUCCCAGGGCUCUGCGAGGGGAAGCCAGCUGCCAUCCUGCCGAUGAGCAUCUCCCAGCCAUGCUUGCCUGUGGCCAACGUUGGCCCCACACGCAUCCUGCCGCAUCUCUACCUGGGCUCCCAGAAAGACGUCCUAAACAAGGACUUGAUGACACAGAACGGGAUAAGCUAUGUCCUCAAUGCCAGCAACUCCUGUCCCAAGCCAGACUUCAUCUGUGAUAGUCACUUCAUGCGCAUUCCUGUCAAUGACAACUACUGUGAGAAGCUGCUUCCCUGGCUGGACAAGUCCAUUGAAUUCAUUGACAAGGCCAAGGUGUCCAGCUGCCAGGUGAUUGUGCACUGCUUGGCUGGGAUCUCCCGGUCAGCCACCAUCGCCAUUGCCUACAUCAUGAAGACCAUGGGUAUGUCGUCAGAUGAUGCUUACAGGUUCGUUAAGGACCGUCGCCCGUCCAUCUCGCCCAACUUCAACUUCCUGGGCCAGCUCCUGGAGUACGAGAGGAGCCUGAAGCUUCUCAAGGCCCUGAAGUCAAAAGGUGACCGGGGCGAGGGGGAUGCCCAGCAGGACCCGGCAGAGGCAGCCGAGGGCAGCCGGCAACCCCCACCACCUACCUCAGAGAAGGCCGAGGAGGUGCCAAGAGGCACCAGCUCGGCAUCCCCCCACAGCGACCCCGAGCGGCAAGGCGGGACCCCAAAGGUCCUGUCUCCCACCACCCUGCAGCAGGGGCUCAACGGCUUGCACCUCUCCUCCGAACGCAUCCAGGACACCAACCGCCUGAAACGCUCCUUCUCCCUGGACAUCAAGUCUGCCUAUUCCCCCGGCCUGCGUCAGGACCCCCCCGGACCUCCCGGCCCCGGGGAUGCCCCCAAACUCUGCAAGCUAGACAGCCCCUCGGGCCCUGGUGGCCUCAGCCCCUUCUCCCCGGGGGCAGACAGCCCCGACCGGCCGAGCGGGCCCGACCUCCUGCUGGAGGCCAAGGUGAGGCAGCGGCGGAAGCACCGGCACCCGGCGGGCUCGCCGGCCCACGGGCUCAGCCUCAACGUUGGUGGGGCCUGCACCACACGCAAGAGCCCCAGCGCCGAGGAUGGGCUGCCGCCGCGGCUCGGCCAGCCGGCCACCGCUCCCGGUGCUGCCACCACCACCACCACCGCCGCCGCCACCUGGAGCGGGGUGCACCUGGAGUCCCCCAGCACCCCCUCCGGCGAGGCUGGCUGGUACUUCGGCACGGACUCCGGCGGCGCUGGCGGUAGCGGCGGGAGCCUGUUUGCCGGCACCGGCCCGUAUCCACCGCCCUUUGGCUGCGGUGGGGUGGCGGGAGGCUGCGAGAUCAGACUGAGGGACAAGGCGCGGGCCGAGCCGCGGGACGGGCGGCACAGCUGGCACGAGGAGGCCGGCGCCGAGAAGCAGUUCAAGAGGAGGAGCUGCCAGAUGGAGUUCGAGGAGACCAUGUCCGAGGGCAGGGCCCGGGAAGAGCUGGGCAAAAUCGGCAAACAGUCCAGCUUUUCGGGCAGCAUGGAGAUCAUCGAGGUGUCCUGACACCCAGCUGGGGUGCCUGGAGAGCAGGGACGGGGACGGGGAUGGGGCAGGGGGAUAUUUAAGCUGGGGGAAGAGGGGAGGGGAGGGGGGCAGUGGGCUUGAGCCGGGGGAGUAUUUAUACCCGCGCGUGCAUUUUCGGGAGCACAUGUGCUGAAACCGAAGCGAAGGCCGAUGAGUCUUUCCAGAGUCGGGAAACAUAACGGCGGAUGCUUAGUGUCCCUCCUGCACCCGCCCCGGUCCUUCCCCCACAACCCCAUGGGUCCCAGCCCUUGGAGACCCGCGCUCGAAAUUUGGGCGUAAAAAUGGAGCAGGAAGGGGCAGGGGUCGCAAUUUGGACUGCAGGAAUGGGGCACAGCGCCUGUGGGGGGGACCACAGCCACCCCUCCCCUGCAACCUGGUGCACUAAGCAUUCUCCCCCAUGUUUCUCUGGCUAAGUAUCCUAAAAAUGCUGCACUGGAGCAGCCCUAUACAUAUAUAAAUAUAUAUUAUAUAUAAUAUAAAGAAAAAAAAAACCGAAAACACACACACAAAGGAAAAGGUAAAUGGUUUUACUGCGAUUUUUAUUGAGACGUAAAUAAUAUUUCAAUUUUUUUGUUUUGUUUUUAAUUUAUUGAAGCUGUUCAUUCUGGCAAUGAUUUGCAGACAAUGUGGGGCGGUACUUUCAGCUCUAUUUUUACUGUGUAUGGUAUUUAAAUCUGAAAUACGAGUUUCUAAGCAAUAUCUGAAGCCUGUGGCUCCUUCUAUAGCUCAUGUCGACGACAAAGAUUUUCCCCCCCUUCCUUCUGGGCACAGCGACAGGGGGACAGGAGACUCUUCUGGGCACUUUUUCUAGAAACAAACAAGUGAACGAGCAAACCAUAAAACCUUCUUACAACACAAACUGAGCCAGAAAACUCUCUUCUGGAAGCUGCUGCCGCUUCUUCACCCCCUGAUCUCUGUUUGCUUCUCCUCAUCCUCAUCCCACCCAUCAGUCCCAUCCCAGCCAUCAUCUCAUCCCAGCCGUUGUCCCCAUCCCAGCAUCCUGGCCAUCACCCCAUCCCUUGGGCUGGCCAUCCUCGCUGGCAAGGAGGGAGUCACACAAAAUGGAGGGAAGGGUGCCAGGUGUCACCUCCAGCUAUGCGGAGAAAGGGGAAGGCACUGCAGGCUGCCGCAGCGGAGGCAGGGAGCAGAGGCUGGUGGUAGUUGGUAUUUCCUAUCGGGGGGUGUCUUGCCCACCCACCCCAGCCCCUCGGCUCCCCCUCACCUCAGCCACCUUGCUUGGGAGGUGCGGGCACCGUUUUCCCUUUGGGGUUGGUGGUUUUUCAGGCUUCCCCCAUCCUUCACUUCACAUCCGAGAAACUCGUGCAGUGUUUGCAGCUGCUGGGACUCCCCUGGCCCUGUUUCCCUCUGGGCCAGCUCCCCUCCUUCCAGCAGGUGAUAAGCCGGCUGGAAAUGAAGCUCUGCAAGCACACAGGGGGCACAAUCAACUUUUUUUCAGAGGCGUUUGGCUGCUUCUCCCUGUCCCGGUGGGGAGCCAAGCUCUUGCCCUCAAACCCCAAUGUCGGACUUGCUGAGAAGCUGCUUUCUGGAGCUGUAGGCACUAAACUGCCUCUGCUGCACAGCACAUCUCUCCCUGCGGCUGUCUUUGCUUUCUCCCUUUUCUUGCGCUAGUUUGCAAAGCUAAUACCUCAGGGGUCUCUGUUCGUGCAUGUCUGUGUCCUGUGUCAUCCUUGGAGUGAUGUUUUUUUUUCUUUUCUGGGUCCACACAGUUUCUUUCCCUUUCCCUUCUUCCUCCUCUCGUUGUUCGUUUCUAUCUUUAAAUCAAAACACACGUGACAAAACCAAAUGAUCUCAGGUUUAAAACUGAACACAAAGCAGAGGCGUGAGGAGCUGCAAAUGUGCGAAGAGGGGCUGCUCGCUUCAGCUGGUUGCUUCCCCAACCACCUCUGUGUCCGCAGUUGAGGCGAGUCUCCCCGGAGGCUCCUCACUCUUCAAGCCAGCUUUAGUUUUCUGGUUUUCCACAGGGCCAUUUGGUGAGAUGCUGAGGACCUCCACGUGCUCCUCCCUGGUUUCCCGAGGUGUGGUGGGGAGGGAUGGGGGUGGCUGGAGAGCCAGGGACCACCUGCCUCUCUCCCCACAUUGCUUUUGAUGAGGGCAAGAGAUGUCAUACUCAUCCCUCAAAAACCCACUGCCACCCAUCAUUGCCUCCAGCAACCACCUCAAACCAGCUCAGUGUUGCCAACCUGAACAUUUCUCCCUUCUGUCCACGAAAGGACAAUGACGCUAUAUUCUAAGCUCCCUUUUCAGAUUCCAAUAAGCAUUUGGGUCCAUCCUGUGAGCUGGGCAGCUAUUCAGGAGCUGCACUUGCAGCAGGGUCUCCUAUGUGGGCAUGGAUGUCAAAUCCAAGGAGGGAGGGAAAAAGGCUUCGUUCUCCCUCCGGUAAGCCCCCUGAGCCCAGGGUUAGUGUCACCUGCCUCCUGCCCAAGCAGCACUGCUGGUCCCCCUUCCCCUCCUGCUGCUCUCAGUGGUGGCAUCUCUUCCCAAGCAUGAUAGGGGUCAUCGCCCACUGAUCUCUACUCGGUUUUGCUUAGUUCCUGCCCACAGUCCUCCAGGGUUGGUGCCAGCACAAAUCAACUGAGCUCACAUCAGGCAAGUUGCUGGCGGAAGCUGGUUAGGUGUAGCUUUGGGCAAUGGAGAGCGGGCUAGAUGACUUCCAAAGGAAUUUAAUAAAAAGAGGACAACAAAUCAGCACAACCACUUGGGGAGAUGAGACGAUGUGCUAGUGAGCUCUCAUGUAACCCAUCCCGUUAGCCGACAUGGUGUAUUAUGAGCACAAAAAAAGCAGCUGGAGUAAGGAAGGAGAGAGCGCGUGUUGUAAAUGAGAUUCUGAAUGUCUGCAAAGAGGCAGAUAUGUGGUUUGCUUUUUGUGACCUCCAGUCUGCCAUCCCCGGAUGCUCCUCAGCCAUGUUUGAGGCUCUAGGCACUAUGGACUCCUCUCUCCUCUGAAACCAGAGCAAAAAGAAGUAGAUUUUAAGAUUAGUAGAUCGUAUCGGCCAAGAGACAUUCAUGACCCACCUCUGCAGCCUUAUUUUGAUGUGCUCUGUGUUCAUCCUUCCCCUUUACGUUGGGCAAGUGCACUAGAAGGCCUCUCAUGCAAUAUUUUAAGGCUACAUCCAGAAAAUAUGCCUUGAUGGAGCAGCCCUGCCUGAGUGUCUCCUGCCAGUGCUGACUCAAAGCCACCAGGGUCACUGAGUGGCUUGCAAUUAACUUAAAUGCUUUUUUUUUAAGUCAGAUUGUGUCUAAUAGGCCGUUUUGUCCAUGAAUCAGAGAGCUGUGAGUUUUCACAAGGAUGGAUGUGCCAGCUGGUAGCCCUCCCCAUCAUCUGUCAGUCAAGUCUUUUUAUGGGCUCUCGCAGACAGGCAACCCAACCCAAAGCCUCACUGGAACCAAAAAUCAUCUUUCCAUGCCAGUCUUUAUUAGUAGGGACCCACAGUGGCAGAAGUGUGAGCAGAGGAGAGGAAAGGUCUCUCCUUUCAAGGGAGGAAUCAACAAAGCUGUUGAGUGCCUGAUGGUCAUGACACCAGCAAUGGCUGAGCUUUCCACCACACAAAGGACAGAGCAAACCCCAGCUUUCCUUCAAGCUAGAAGGGACAUUGUUCACUUCCCUCCAGCUCCCCCAGGGAGCCUCCCACUGAGCCCCCCAGCCACCUCCUUCCCAGCUGCCUUUUAUGGGGCUGAGCGAAGCUGGCAGGAGGGCAGCCAUCAGGUUGGCAACACUGAGCCAGAGGCUUGGGUCGGAGCAGGCUCAUCCGCAGCCUUGGCAGCAGCAUCCCCAGCCCCUGCUGCCUUCCCAGCCCUUCUCUUUGUCUGCUUGUUUCUUUGGACAUCCAUCCCCAUUACAUUUGCCCCUUAGGAGACGAUGCCCCCCAGAACCCCCUCGUGCUGUCCUCUUCCCCCUCCCAUCCUUAAUACUAAUGAUAAUAAGCUAUCAGUGUUGUCAUUGCAAUCUAUGAAUAAUAGAUUUGAGUAUUUAUGAUUAUUAUUAUUAUUAUUAUUAUGGUUAUGAUUCUGUACUUUUUUGCUUCUUACUCUUUGUAUGUUGCUCUUUGUUUCUCUGUUGUGAAUAAACGCAAGGCCCCAACAUACCUUCUCUCUGCUCCCCGCAGCCCAGCUGGGGCUGCACUAGCCACAGCUCCCAGCUGUCCUGAGCCCCAGGAGGCAAACCCUUGUCAGAGGAGCUGGAGGGUGGUGCUUCCAAAGGGUGUAAACGCACCCAAACCCGGGGCGGAUCCAUUCUCUUAACUCUUCCCCUCCCUUUCUGUGGCUCCUCUCCCCCGAACAGGUACCUGCUCAUGUUUGCAAGAGGCAGGAUUAAAUUCCAAAAAAGAUUAAAACUUUUGUAACAGCUUUAAGGAGUGCUGGCCAGGCAUCUUCACCGACAGGGGGUUCUUGGUCUGCCAUCACAGGGCUGGUUUGCAAAGCUCCCCCUGGCUCAGCUGAGCCUGUGCCCUGGCACCCCAUUUUAGCCAGGUGCCCUGGGCUUUCUUGGCUUGAGUGUCCUCCUCCUGCCGGUGAGCUCCCCCUGCCCAGGGACAGCACAGCCUGGGGAGGACACACAGAUGGUGUUAGAGUGAGCUCAGUGGCAGGGCAGCAAGGAGAGAUGUGAGCAGCCCCCAGUACCUCGAGGAAUUCAGAAAGGGGCUGGGAAUGGCUCCCAACAUGGGAUUGGAUACAGCUUUCAUCCAACACUGAUAAAUUGGGGUUUCGUAAGUGGAUAGAAUCCAGGGAUGCUUUUUUGCAACCAUUGCCUGGGCUUCUUGUACAACCUGGAGGUUUCCAGAUGGCUGUAAGGUAAAGGAGGAGAAUUUAGGGGAAGGCAAUAGGAACCACAUCUGCACUGUGGUACAAAACACUCUCCGUACUGCGCCAGCCCUGUGAAGAGUCAUUUUAAUUUGCAGGGUUUAAUACUGUCCUUCUCCAAGCAGCCUGGGCACGGUCUCUUGUCUCUGUCGUGACUUUGCUUUGCCAUGGCUUGGGGUCCUUCUCAUCAUGCUGUGCUGAACUCAUUUCCGAGGUUGCUCUGAGAUCGCAUCGGAAAGCAGAGAGCUCAGGUCUCGUCCCUCUCUCGGGGGACCCUGGCAGACCCCUGUUUGUGUCCCGGUCCGGCGUCACCCUUCCUACCUCACCUGCCUUUGGGGCAGCCGUGGACAGGGAGGGAGCAAGCAGGUCCCAACAGCACUGGGGCUGAGCCUCCUCAGCUGCUGCCCCUAUCCCUGCAGGAUCAGGCCCUUCCUCAGCAAGCACAACACGGGGAGGGGGUCUGUGCCCACCCUGGCAUACCUGGGGACUACCAAGCAGGCAAGAGAGGCUCUGGCCACGAGCUCCACCACGCUCCCUUCCUCGCUGCCAAUUCGGCCAGCGCCGGCAUCGGACCCGGGGAGACACCCUGCCCCUGCCUCGUCUUUAUUUAUUUAUUACCAGAGGCUGUAAACAGCAGUGCUUUUCUACCCUCUACUUUCUUUUCCUUUCUUUUGUAUUUUGGAACAACGUGUUGUAAUAAAUA
Messenger RNA from Chroicocephalus ridibundus (black-headed gull), 8001 nucleotides. RefSeq names its product dual specificity phosphatase 8 (gene DUSP8). The record is from RefSeq and is a predicted model, not a curated record. The transcript is spliced from 7 exons. Gene Ontology annotation, molecular function: MAP kinase tyrosine phosphatase activity; MAP kinase tyrosine/serine/threonine phosphatase activity; protein tyrosine/threonine phosphatase activity. Gene Ontology annotation, cellular component: cytoplasm. The coding region runs from base 531 to 2459 and encodes 642 amino acids. NCBI's taxonomy places the organism in Eukaryota, Metazoa, Chordata, Aves, Charadriiformes, Laridae. Gene Ontology annotation, biological process: protein dephosphorylation; negative regulation of MAPK cascade.